Messenger RNA from Saccoglossus kowalevskii, 2103 nucleotides. RefSeq names its product FGF13-like protein. NCBI's taxonomy places the organism in Eukaryota, Metazoa, Hemichordata, Enteropneusta, Harrimaniidae. Gene Ontology annotation, molecular function: growth factor activity. The record is from RefSeq and is marked provisional.
CAGUCGACACACUGACUUAACGACCUUAUACGCUAAGUGGAUGGUAGAGCGAGGCUAUAUGCAUUGCACGUAUACGGACUUCAUGAUUUGAAAGGCCAAGCACGGAGCCCACAGAGGCAGGAUUAUCUACUGUUUUAUUUUAAUGUGAUCAACAAUUUACCCGUUUCUUACAGUAUGGAUAUUUCUUCGAUGUUAACCGUGGUGGGGUUGGUCGUGCUCAUACUAGGCAUGUCCAUGGCUGUACCCACACCAACUACUACUACCACCACGAACAGUAUUCUACGUACUACGGAUAUACUACCAGUGAACACUACCCAUCCCGACGAGAACAGGACGAUUGGGCUCUCCCGUGAACUGAGGAGUACAGUCAGUACAUCUAGAGAACUUGCGAGUUUAAAGCAGUUAUAUUGUAGAAGUGGUUCUCAUUUACAAAUAUUAAAUGGAAGUAUUUCGGGCACAAGAAAAGAUCACGACAAAUACGCAAUUGUAAAUGUCCUGUCAAUACGAAUACCAAGCAUCGUGGCAAUCAGGGGUGCUUACACCGGCUACUUCCUAGCAAUGAAUGAAAUGGGGCAACUUUAUGCAUCGAAGAAUUUAACUGAACACUGCCACUUUAGAGAAGUGAUAUUGGAAAACAUGUACAACACGUACGCAUCAGCCAAGCAUCCAAUGCGCAGUGACCGGGCAAGGAGGAGAAAAGAAAACAAAAGGAGGAAAGAUAGUCGGAGAAAGAGGAAAAAGCACAGGAAAGAAAAGAAGAGAGACAGAAAAGACAGAAAGAACUGGUACGUGGCUUUGGACAAGAAUGGGGAGCCGAGGAUAGGUCCCAAAUCUAAUUCAAAACAGAAAAUGUCGCAAUUUCUUGCAAGGCCGGUGGAUCUCCAAAAAUUGUCACCUAGGUUUAUGAAGUCGUACCAGAAUUAACUCCCUUGCCUGGAAACAAACGACUGUAGUUAUAAAGAGACAUACGCAAUUUCUUGAACGUUUACUGUGGAUAUUUUGUACAUAAUUGUAAGAUAACAUUCUAUUAAGUGAAGUAGACAAAAAUACAUUUUACUGUUGGUGAUGACGUGGACCAAUAUCUGCUUUGUGUGUGUGCCCAGUGUUGUGUGUAUACGACGCGAGUCCCGUAUCCAUGGAAACAACAACGUGCGUCCACUGCUUCCAAUCAUCAAAACUGAAACGAAUUCAGAAAUGGCUGAAAUGAAAGACGUCUUUAAGAAAGUAUGAAAAACUUGUAUAUGCUUGUAUGUAUUUAUUUUUCUAUUCAAAGAAGAAAUAUUAUUUAUUUAUUUAUUUACAAAGAACAAAAUCGUUUUUUUUUCUUCAUCAAGGCAACAUUAUUUUGCCUUCAUUAACACCGAAUCAUGUCUUCAACAAGUGCGUUCGUUUUGGAAUGCAUACGUGGGGGUUCAGCGACAUGUUGGUUUCACUAAAAUACAUGUAUAUGUGGGAUAACUUAGGCGAGACCAUUAUUUACAGGUUGGAAAGUCUCCGUGUUAGAACAAUACGUAAUACUGUUUUUUUUAAAUAUUUAUUUGCUUCUGCGCAGUGAAUUUUUUUUCGUUAAUGCUAUGCAAUCAGUGAACCGAAAUCCAUCCGGAUAAUAACUUUAUUGCUACGCCAUACGUGUGGCGCUGUCACAACUUAAAGUUAGUCGCACAUUUGUAUCAUCGUUCAUACAACCACGUGUGUGGUCGUUUCGGCAAUCAUGACGUGUGAACAGACACGAGUCACAUGGGUAGAUGUAACUCGUCCCACCCAGCAUGAACAUAUUUAACCCCACGUACCUCAUUUUGAUUUCCCGGAACGCAUAUCGGUCACGUGCUAGUAAUCAACGUAUCGACAAGAGUUAUUUGAUUGUAUAAAAAUGGUAUGAAUUCAAGGAAUAAUUUUGAAAAUAUUAUACAUUUUAUACAGAGGUCGAGUUAACACUAUUGCAAGUAGAUCCGUAGCUAGGGUUCAGAACACAAAAUCAUGGAAUUUCAAAAAAAUUAUACUUGUAUGACGUCAUAACACACUGCCUGCCAGUUCUGAGAUUUACUGAAGAACAUACUGCAAUAUUUUCUUUUUUUAACCAAUAAAAUGUGCGCUUAAAUGUGA